AUGAAAGAAUUUGAAGAAGAACAUAAAUUAAAUAGAAAGGUUAUAAGAACAAUAAAAAAUCUCAUAAAAAUAGGAUCAAAUAUUUAUCAUAAAAUAAAUAUUUUAUUUUAUUAUUUGCUCGUUUUUUGGAAUUAUGUUUUGUGCUUCUUAAAAAAUACAUUCUCAUUUUUCAAAAGUUACUCAACGCUUUUUAUUUUUAUUUUUUUUUUUAUAUCAGUUAAAAUAUAUUUAUAUUUUCUUUUGACAAAUUCUUCAUUUUUUUUUAUAAAAUAUUUAAAGGAGCCUUUUAUAAUUAACACAGAUAAAAUAUAUUUUACAAAUGAAAUAAAAAAUCAAAAUUAUAUUAACAACGACAUUUAUGUAAACCCUAUUAUUUUAGAAGAAGAUACAUAUAAAAAAUUUAUUAAAGAAUUUACAAACAAUGAGAACAAAAAAAUUAAAAUUUCACUUGAUGAAUUAAUUCGAUAUGACAGUAAAAAAAUAAUAAACAAGUUCAAUUACAAAAAAAAUUUAGAUAAAUAUUACUUUCAUAUAUUAAGACAAGUAUUAGAGAUCUAUAAAUAUUUAUCAACAACAAAAUUUAAGUUAUAUGAGAUAUACAGAACAGGAAUUCACAAUUUUUUACAAAAUUUUAUGAUAAUUAAUAAACAAUAUAAAAAUAAGAAAAAAUUUAAAAAAAAAUCUUUGUCAUUAAAAAAUAUUGAACUUGAAAAUAGCAUAUUAAAAAAAGAGGUAAGUAAAUAUGUUGAUAUAAAUAUAAAAGAUUUUUUACUUAUUAAUAAUAAUUGUGUUAUAAAGUACAAUAAACAGGGAAAUUUAAUAGACAUAAUUUAUUAUAAUUUUUUAAAAAAAUAUUUUCUUCCAUAUUCAUACAUAUUUGUUAAUAUAUAUGUGUUUUAUAAUUCUUUAAAAUUUUAUGUAAUAUGGGCAUUUGUAUAUUACAGAAAAAAGCUUUACAUAAGCACAAAAAUUAUUAUAUAUAUUCAUCGGGGUUUAAGAGCAGAUAGUAGAAAUAGAUAUAAUAAUAGAACACAUAAAGAUAUUAGAUGUAACAAUUUAAAACAUAUUAAAAUACUUAAAAUUGCAAAAAUAUAUAAAAAUUAUAAGUGUUCUAAAUGUUAUAUAAAUCAUUGCCUGAGUAUUUUUAAUAUAAGCAAAAUUAAUAUGUGCAGUAUAGCAAAAAUUACAUUUUUUUGCGGAAAUAGAAAAAUUUAUUUUUUUGAAAAUUUUAUUAAUAAAUAUUUAUUAAAUUUCAUUAUUGCAAAUAUAUUAUGGAAAGAAAACAUUUUUUUAUGGAAAUAUCUAAAAAAUUGUAAUAAAAAAAAUCUUUUGAAUAAAGAUUAUUCAAAUUUUAUAACAGUCUUAAAUAAAAAAUAUAGUAACAAAGUAUUGAAUAAAUUUUUUGGAUAUAUAAAAAAUUUUUUUUUUAAGAUUUGUGGGAGCAUUUUCAACGAAAUAGAAAGUAUAAAUUUUUUUUUUUAUCUUCAUAUACUUUUUACAUGUUUUUUAAAAUACAUUUUCUUACUUACAUAUAUAAGAAAGAAGUAUUUUUUAAAGAAAUUUCAUAAUUUUUUGAAUAAUACUUUAUAUCACAAUAUAAAAUUUUAUAGUAUGAUCAGAUAUACCAAUAAUAAACAUGAGAAUAAAUGCAGAAAAAUGAAUUAUAAUAUUUUAGAUAAAAAAAACAAAUCACAUAAGAAUCAAUUUGAUGAUUCAGAAAAAGUUAUGUUUAGGAAUAAAAAUAUUGAUUAUUUUGUUGAGAAAAUGAAUUUAAAUAUUAAAGAUGAUCGUAAAAUAAAAUUGAAGAAAAUAAAUAAAAGUAAAAAUAAAAAUGAAGAAUUAACAAGUGAAAAUAAUAUAAAAAAGAAAAUAAAUGGAAAUUUCAUAAAAAAUUAUAUUAUUUUAAAAAGAAUUAACGAGAAAAUUGUAAAUAAUUUAAAAAAUAUUUUUGAGAAAAUUGUAACUAUUGAAGGAUUAACAAACAUUAAUAAUUAUAUUAAUAUUAAGAAGAAAUUGGAAAAAUACCAAGAAAAUAAUAAUAUGAAUCAUAUUUUUUCAUCACACGAUGAAAAUAAAUUUUAUUAUAAUAUAUCAUCUAACAUUAUAAAUAAUGUGAUAUAUAGAAAUAAAAAUAAUGAUUAUAUAAAUGAAAACUUCUAUAAAAUGCUACUGAAUACUUACAAUAAUGGAUAUGAAUAUUGUAACGAUUAUAAAUAUAUUUUAAAUAGAAAACAUGCCCCUUAUUUUCAAAAAGACAUUUAUGAUAGGUUGAAUUUGCAUACUGAAAAAAGAAACGGAUAUUAUUCGGAUGAUCAAAUAAAAAAAUUAGAAACAUUAAAAAAUGAAUUGUAUUCUAAUAGUAAUAUGGUUAAUAUUUCUUUGAUGAGCAAAAAUAAAAUUUAUAAAAGAAUGUUGAGUGAAGAAAAUAGUAGUGACCUUUUUAGAAGUAAAAUUAUAAAUGAUAAAGCAAAAAAUAUAGGAAUAGAUACAAUUAAAAAUAACAAAUAUGUAAAUAUGAAUGAAAAUAAUAAAAAUUAUGAACCACAUUUUUUUAAUGUAGAUGAAAUAAAAGAUAUGCCUAAUUCUGAAGAAAAAGAAAAUUUCUUUAUGUGUAAGAAAAAAGAAAGCAAUUUUUUUGAUUUUGAUUUAAGUUGUACAAAUGAUAAAGAAAAUGUACUUCAAGAUGAUGUAAUAUUGUAUAAUGAAAAAGAUUUAAAUAAUAAUUUAGAGAUUUUUAUGAAUAAUGAUCUUACUAAUAGAAAUAAUAUAGAGAGAAGGAAUAUAUUAUUUCCAUAUAAAGAAAUUAGAGAUUUAAAUAAUAACGACUUGAAUAUUACUGAAUAUUAUCAAGAUAAAUAUUUUUAUGGGCAAUAUAAAUAUGACGAUUCUUAUCAUAUCUAUGAUCUGAUAAUAUUAGAUAUAUCCGGGUAUAUAUAUAAAAUUUCAACAGAUGGAAAUUACUAUUGGAAACGUAAAAUUGUAAAAAAUAUACAUAAUUAUAUAAAUUUUGAUGAGGAUGAAAAAGAAGAAAAAUAUUAUAAAACUAUAAAAAAUGAAAGUGAAAAUAAAACAUUUAAAAAUAAUUUAAUGAAAAAUAAUUAUGAUGCAGAUAAUGAAUUAAAAUUAAGAGCUAUAAAAAAUCUUCAUUAUAAUAAAUACUCAUAUUUAUCGAAAAAAAAUUAUGAAAGUCAUGCACUGUUAAAAGAUGAUGAAAAAAGUGUUAUUGAAAAGGUUACUAAUGAUAAUAUACAAACAAAAAAUUAUAAGGAUUUAAAGAAAACUAAAAAUAUAAAUAAAAGAUUACUUUCAAGUUAUAAUGGAAAUUUAUAUUAUGUUAAUGAAAAUAAUGAGACAAUACCUUUAAAUAUAAAUAUUAAAGAUGUUGUAAAUAAUUCUCCUUUUAAAUCACCUCUUUUUCCACAUAUAAUAUUUAUAGGAUCUAGGUUUUCUAGAGUGAUUAACUUAGAUUAUGAUACUGGGGAUAUAAUAAAAAAAUAUGAUGAUAAUUUUAAUAAUUUAUCAGAAAAAAAAAAGGGAAAUAAUAUAUCUAACAAGAAUAAAAGGAAUAUAGAAAAUACUUCAGAAAAAAAAAAAAAUGUUUUAACAAAUGGAUAUUUAGAAUUUUUUCUUAAUAAAUCGAAUAGAUCAAAAUAUAAUUACAGUUUCAGUCAAAAACAAUUUCAAGAAAGAGAUAUUUCACUUAAGACAGCAAAUAUAUAUAGAGAUAAUUAUGCUAAUGAAAAUAACCAGGAUGACUCUUUCAAUAUAUUAAAUGAAUAUAAUAAAGAAAAUGAUUUAUACAAAUAUUUAUCACAAAAAGAAAAAGAUGGUAAUAAGUAUAAACAAAAAAAUGUACCUUAUAAAUUAAGGAAAAGAAAAAAUAUGAUUAAAAAUCUUAUUAAAAGGAUAUAUAAAAGGAGUUUAUUAGUUAAAUGUUCAUAUAAUGAUAAAUUAGAAUUAUUAAGAAAUAGAAAAGGAAAAGAAAAAAAAAAAAAAAAGAGAGAAAAAAUGCAGUUACAAAUAAGUAUAGUUAAAUGGAUUAUAAAAGCGGUUGAUGAAAAUUCUUUAAAAAAAAAAUGGAUAACUACAUGGGUAGAUAUUGGUUCGAUUUUUAUAACAGAUAGCCAUAAGAAAGAUACAUCAUUUAUUAAUUCUUUAAUAGAAAUUAUUGGGAAUAAGUUAAUAUUACGACCAAUAGAAAGUGAUAAAAUAAAAAAUACUUAUAAUGUUUCAAAGGAUAGAAAUAGUAAUGUGUAUGAAGAAGUACAUAUUUUAAAAAAAAAUUCUAUUAAAGAUAUACAAAAUAAAAACAAAAGGAAAAAAAAAGUAAAUAAAAUAAAUUCUAAUGUAAAAUCGAAAAAUUUUAUUUUUUCAGAGUCCAUAUCAUCUGCAUUUGCAGUAAAAUAUAAGAAUUCUUCUAAUAUUUUAACGUUAGAUUUAAUAAUGAAGCAAAAUAUAAAUUUCUUAUCAGAGUACGAUAAUUUAAAAAGUUUCACAUAUAAUCCAGUUAAUUUUAAGAAACCGAACACUCUUUUUUUACCUUUAUCUAAUGAUGUUUCAAACAAUAAUGAAAGUGCAUCUUGUAACUUUGAUGAAAACAUAAUAUAUGGAAAAAAGUUAUUACACCGAUUGAAUAAUAUAUCUGUCAAUAUAACAUCAAUUGAAAAUGAUAUAAAAUAUCUUUUAUCAAACAUUAUAUUUAUUUAUGAUAAACAUAAAAAGAUACCUAUAGAUUAUAUAUAUGAAAUGCAAAUUUUAAUACAUGAAUAUCACAAAACAAAGCAAAAAUUCUUAUUUUAUUUACCAGGAACAAUAAAUAAAAAAUAUUUAAGUUAUCCCUAUAUCACAAAAAAUGAAGGAACUACCCAUUUAUGUGAAUACAUAAAUAAAUUCAUUGAUUUGUAUUUUGAAGAAAAUGAUAUAUGUUUUGAUUAUUGUUCUAUGCUAAAUAUAUGGGAUAAAAUAUUUAAUAAUUAUGUUACUGAUGAUGAUUGUUUACUACUAUCAAAUUUAUAUAGAGUUGUUCAAAAUGCAUUUGCUUAUAACAACAAAGAAUUUAAUUAUUUAAGUAGGAAUAGUACAUUACCAGAUAAUGAACCUUUUUUAGUUAAAAAGAGAAAAAGGAAUGUAGUUAGUUCAAGAAAUCAAGAAUUAAAAGAAUUUUCUUCUAUAAAAAAUAAAAGGGGAUGGUAUUGGAAUAUGCUAUAUACAAUUAUACUAAUAUUUGUUUUUCCAUUUUUAUUUAUUUAUAGAAUAUUCAAAAAAAAAAAAAGUAAUGAAGAUAAAGCAAUAAUAAAAAAAAAAAAAUUAAAUGAUUAUGAUCAGAAUGUAUAUGAUGAAUUAGAUAUAAAAUAUAAUUUAUUAUAUGAAGAUAAGUUAAAAUUCAAAAAUAUUAUAAGAGAAAACAUAGAUAUGGAAGAUCCAAAAAUAGAGUUAGAUGUAGAUAUUAAAAAAGAUAAUAUUAAAAAAAUUGGAUCCCUUGAACAACCAACCUUAAUUGAUAUAUUAGCUAGACAUGCAAGAGAUACUAACAAUAGUAAUUACUAUGAAUUUAAUGGGGGUAGGUUUAAUCUAUUGCCGUUACAUUAUGGGAGGGAUUCUGAAUAUAGUUUAAAUAAUAUUCUGAAUGUAAAAUCUAGUAAAAAUAAAUCAAGUGAAACAAUUAAAUCGGAUAUUGUUAGUAAAAAGAUGUUUCAUGUGUAUAGAAGAAGAGCUGCAUCUCAAGAUAUAACAAAUAAAUAUUCUUUUAUUGUAAAAAAAAAAAUUCGUAGUAACUACAAAUUAGGAAAUAAAAAUUAUAAAAAGAAUUAUACAGAUAAUGAAAGAGAUAAAAAAUUUAAUCGAUUAAAAGAAAAACAAAUAAAUGAAAAAGAUUUUGAUAAAAAUGAUUUCAUUGGAUUUUUAACUACUUUUAAUAAAAAAUUUAUGAAAAAAAAUCCACAAGUAGACCAUUUAAUAAAAAUAAACAAGACAACUAUUGAUAAUGAUGAUUAUAAUAGUAAUAGUGAGAGUAUGAGAAAUUCUGAAAAGAGAAAUAAAUAUGUAAAUAGUGAUAACGAAAACAAAAAUAACCUAAAUAAAAAAUAUGCAACAAGGAAGUGUACUUUAGAAGAUAAUCAAAUGAAUGAAGAGAAAAAAAAUAAGAAAAAAAAUUCCAAAGAUAUAGAAAGUGGUUACGUUAAUACAGGUAAACAAAACAAUAAUAUUAAGAAUAAAAUAGAAAAUAUAGUAAUUAAUAAUAAUGAGAAAAAAAAUAACAAAUGUUCAAGUAUAAGAAAUAUAUCUUUAGUUAAAACAUCUCACAUUCCUUAUGAUGCACCUCUAGCUGAUUUUUUAGAAAAUGGAAGAUUUAUGAGAACCUUUGAAAAUAUUUCUCUAAUAGGCCAAGGAGGUUUUGGUUCAGUUUAUAAAGUAUCACAUAGGCUUGAACCAGGUUCCCCAACAUAUGCAGUAAAAUUUAUUUUUUUAAAAGUAAGUUCAUUAGAUAAUGUUAGCUCAAGAAGAUAUUUUCGUGAGAUUGCAGCAAAUAGAGAUAUCUAUAGUAAACAUGUUGUACGUUAUUAUACAUGGUGGUGUGAAGAACCUCAGUUUUUACCAAUGCAUUUAAUGCCUAAAGAAAUUCAAAAUUUAGUUAAAAAGAACAAAGAUUCUUUUAAAAAGUAUUAUAUAAAAAAUAAAAAAAAUAAUAAUUUUAGUGACAGCUAUGAAAAAUUGAAGGCGUGGGAAACGGAAGGAAAUGAUUUAAAAAAUUAUAAAAAAGUAAUUAAAAAAAAAAAUGGAGAUAAUUUAAAAUUUUUUAGUGAUAAUGAACUGAAUUCAAAAAAAAGAACUAAUAAAAAAAAGAGGAUUUUAACUGAAAAAGGUUUUUCAAAUGAUUUCAAUAGAAAUAAAAAUAUGAAAACAAAAAAAAAAAAAAAGAAAAAAGGAAAGAAAGUAAAGCUUGAAGAAAAACAAAAUUUCGAUGUCAUUGACCCAAAUGAGAAAUAUGCAGCUUUCCAUGAAAAAAAUAAUCAUAUGUGUUUUGUAUCAAGUUUUCAAGAAUAUGAUCCAUUUGAUAAUGGAUAUUUAAGUGAAGGAAAUAGAGAUUUAAUUGUUUUUGCAGAAAAUGAGGAAGGUAAUGUAUGUAAUAAUAAUCAAGAAAUAACAAACUAUGAAAAUAUACCGGACAAUAAUAAUAAUAAAAGUAUUCUUACAGGUAUAAGUAAAAAUGGUGAUAAAAAAGUAUAUAGACAAGAUGAAAUAAAAAGCCAUUUGAAACAUAGCAAACUUGACGAAAAUGUUAAAUAUAAUAUAGAUGAUAAUGAUACAAAUAAAAAAUCAUUUGAUAAAACAAAUGUACAGAGUAGUAAUGCUAAUACUAUAUUACAAAAACACAAUAUAGAGGAGUAUAACAUAAAUUCUUCUAUGCAUAAUAUUGACCGUAUUAAUAAUAAUGAUAAAAAAUCCAAUUUAUAUGAAAAAUUAAAUAAAAGAACAAAAGAUGAUUAUAAAAAUGUCUCUCAUAUAAAAAGUGAAUAUUUUCAAAAUAUAAAAAAAAAAGAAGCAAAUAACAAAAAGAGUGAAAAAGAAAAAGAAUAUAAAGAAUUAGAAAAUCAAAAUGGAAAUGCUGAUAAAAUAAGAAAUUAUAAAAAAAAGAAUGUUGAUCCUGAAUUUUCAAUAGUCUUAUUAUUACAAAUGGAAUUGUGUAAAGGUUAUACACUUCGUAAAUGGUUAGAUAGAUCAACAAGAAGUGAUAAACCAUUACAUUUUACUUACUGUGAAAAAAAUAUGAAUCAUCCUUUAGAGUUUGAUUUAUUUAAGCAAUUAAUUAAAGGUUUAAAAGAUAUUCAUUCAACAUGUUUUAUUCAUAGGGAUUUAAAGCCAGAAAACAUUUUUGUUGAUCCAGAUACACAUACUUUAAAAAUAGGAGAUUUAGGAUUAGUUAGAUUUAUUGAAGAAAAAAAAAGAGAAAAAGAUAUUAAUAAUAAAGAUUCCAUAAAAGAUAAUAUUUAUGCACAAGUUAAUCAAAAUACUUUAACAAGUCAAAUUUCCUUAAAAGGGCAAAUCAUAGGAACACCAGGAUAUACAGCACCAGAAGGAGGAGCUUUAUGUGAUGAAAAAGCAGAUAUUUAUAGUGCAGCUUUAAUAUUACUAGAAUUAUUAUGCCCUCGUUUUAAUACUAUAAUGGAAAGAUAUAAAAGGUUAAAUGAUUUUAGAAAUUAUUAUACUGUACCUGAUUAUGUUAAAAUUCAUUUAAACCCUUGGUACAUUUUAAUGUUACAAAUGUCUAAACCUAAUCCCGCUGAUAGACCAUCAGCUUCAGAUUUAUAUAGUAAAAUAAAAGUAUUAUUGGAUCCUCAUUUAACAGAUUUUGCUUUUAGUUUUAAUGACAUUAAUGCUGACAAUGAAUGUAAUUCAACUCACUUAACUAUAAAUAAUAAUAUUCAUAAUAAGGACAUUGAUAAUAAUGGCAAUAUUAGUAAUAGUAAUAAUAAUAGAAUUAUUGAUGAUAACUAUAACAUUAUUAACAAUAAUAAUACAAAAAUUAAUAGAAGUAGCUUUAUAAAUGAUAAUAAUAUUGGUAAUAAUAAUAAUAAUAAUAAUGUUUUAGUAAAUGAAAUAAACUAUAAAAAAUCAAAAUAA
This is a messenger RNA of Plasmodium relictum, 8622 nucleotides long. It is a transcript of the gene PK4, whose product is annotated as protein kinase PK4, putative. Gene Ontology annotation, molecular function: protein kinase activity; ATP binding. The record is from RefSeq and is a predicted model, not a curated record. Lineage: Eukaryota; Apicomplexa; Aconoidasida; Haemosporida; Plasmodiidae. Gene Ontology annotation, biological process: protein phosphorylation. Bases 1 to 8622 code for a protein of 2873 amino acids. The transcript has a single exon.